This is a messenger RNA of Hipposideros armiger (great roundleaf bat), 566 nucleotides long. It is a transcript of the gene NDUFS6, whose product is annotated as NADH:ubiquinone oxidoreductase subunit S6. The transcript is spliced from 4 exons. NCBI's taxonomy places the organism in Eukaryota, Metazoa, Chordata, Mammalia, Chiroptera, Hipposideridae. The record is from RefSeq and is a predicted model, not a curated record. Gene Ontology annotation, biological process: mitochondrial electron transport, NADH to ubiquinone. Gene Ontology annotation, cellular component: respiratory chain complex I. The coding region runs from base 9 to 380 and encodes 123 amino acids.
CUGUGCGCAUGCGUCGGCGCUGGCGCGUCGACGCGCCGGGUCAAGGGUCAGCCCGCAAGAUGGCGGCGGCGGUGACCUUCUGCCGGCUGCUGAGCCGGAGCGGCGGCGCGGCGGCGCUGAGCCUGCCCCAGGGCGCCAGGCGCUUCGGGGUGCGGACCUCGCCAACCGGGGAGAAGGUCACACACACCGGCCAGGCUUAUGAUGGUAAAGACUACAGGAAAGUUCGAUUUGUAAGUCGUCAGAAAGAGGUGAAUGAGAACUUUGCCAUUGACCUGAUAGCCGAGCAGCCCGUGAGUGAAGUGGGGAGCCGUGUGAUAGCGUGUGACGGUGGUGGAGGGGCGCUGGGCCACCCGAAGGUCUACAUAAACUUGGUAACGUGACGUGACAAAGAAACAAAGACGGGGACGUGUGGUUACUGUGGACUCCAGUUCCAACAGCAGCACCACUAGGCGUCCGGUCGCCUGGGCCUCGGCCGUGUCCGUUACGUGUCAGUGUAAAACGGGCAGACGCUCGUGCUGUGUGAGUGCGUCCUGGUGCCAAUAAAGCCUCUUGUCCAGGACGGCCAA